Molecule: messenger RNA, 1618 nt
Organism: Prorocentrum cordatum
Lineage: Eukaryota; Dinophyceae; Prorocentrales; Prorocentraceae
Source: the annotation of a GenBank genome assembly
CAAGCCGCCCCGGCCCCGGGGGUGGCCCGCGCGGCCCGCCCGCACCCGCGGGGCCAUGCCGGCGCCAUGCGCUGCGCGGGGGAGGACCUCGAGCCCCUGCGCCGGGAGCUGGAGGACCGGGAGGCGCGGCUGGGCGCGCUGCACCCCGACACGCUGGAGUCCCUGGGCGCGCUGGGGGCCCGCCUCGCGGCGCUGGGCCUCCGCGAGCAGGCCGCGCCGCUGCUCCGCAGGGCCCUCGAGGGGCGCGAGGCGGAGCUCGGCGAGGGCCACCCGCGCACGCUGGAGGCGGUGGAGCGCCUGGCGGGCCUGCUGCGGGCCGCGGGCAGGGACGAGCAGGCCGAGCCGCUGCAGAGGCGGGCGGUGGAGGGGCGGGAGGAGAGCCUGGGGCCCAUGCACCCAGACACCUUGACCUCCAUCAACAGCCUCGCCCUGCUGCUCCAGAGCAUGGGGAGGCACGAGGAGGCCGAGCUCUACCAGGGGGCGGUGCUGAACUGCCGGAACCUGAAGCUGGGGCCCACCCACCCGGACACCCUGGCGUCCGUCGACAGCCUCGCCGGGCUCAUGGAGGCGAUGGACCGGGCCAGCGAGGCGGAGAGGCUGCACCGCCGCGCCCUGGAGGGCAAGGAGAAGGCCCACGGGAGGGAGCACCCCUCGACCCUGGCGAGCGCGCACAGCCUGGGGAUGGUGCUGCAGGAGACGGGCAAGCGGCAGGAGGCCAGCGCGCUCCUGCGGCGCGCGCUGCAGGGGCGCGAGGCCGCGCUCGGGCCGCAGCACCCGGACACGCUGGCGUCGCUGAGCGCCCUGGCCACCCUGCUGCGCGCCAUGGGCCUGCGCGAGGAGGCCGAGCCGCUGUACAGGCGGGUGUUGGAGGACAGGGAGGCGGCGCUCGGGCCCACGCACGAGGCGACGAUGACCUCGCUCAGCGCCCUGGCCAGCCUGCUCCGGGCCAUGGGCAAGCUGGAGGCGGCGGAGCCGCUCCUGCGGCGCGCCCUGGAGUGCCGCGAGGCCACGGUGGGUCCGUCCCACACCUCGACGCUGGCCGCGCUCAACAGCCUGGCGCUGCUGAUGCAGGCGAUGGGCAAGCUGGAGGAGGCCGAGGCGCUCUACCAGCGGGCCUUCGACGCGCGGGAGGCGACGCAGGGGCUGGUGCAUCCAGGCACGCUCACGGCCCUUCAGAACCUCGCCCAGCUGAUGGAGCUGCGCGGGAAGGACGCGGAGGCCGAGCGGCUCUACAGCCGGCACGUGGCGGCUACCGAACGGGCGUAUGGCUCGGAAGACUGAGCGCUUCUCCGACCCAGCGUAGCGCCCUCCCGAGGCCUGGCCCGCGGAAUUCGCGCGGCAGGAGGCUCCCCCCGUCCGCCGCGUCCGGCACGGGAGCGUGGCGGUGCAGCCUGGAGAACGGACCCCUCCCCAUCGGGGCUGAGACGGGGGUCAGUGCAAACGGGGGUCAGUCAGAGCGCCGGAUCUUGCAGGAUCCUGCAGGGCCAGGGUCGCAUUGACCACUGUUUGGGUGCAGGGUCCUGCAGGAUCCUGUCCUGCCAGGCCUGACUGACGAUUGACCCGGGUCAGAAGAUCCCGACCCCAGACCCCCCUCGAGUCAUGAAAAAAUCGCGACGGG